Molecule: messenger RNA, 3317 nt
Organism: Dermochelys coriacea (leatherback sea turtle)
Lineage: Eukaryota; Metazoa; Chordata; Testudines; Dermochelyidae
Gene: CENPN
Product: centromere protein N
Exons: 11
Coding region: 1-1341 (446 amino acids)
Biological process (GO): chromosome segregation; CENP-A containing chromatin assembly
Source: RefSeq, a predicted model, not a curated record
AUGGGGGGCGGAGCUGACGGCAGGAUGCCGCUCUCCCAUAGGGCAUGUCCCAAGGGAGGGGCGGAGGGAGAGGCGAAACAGCGCUUGCGAUUGGGCCAUUCAAAUGUAGGCCGCUGGACGAUUGGGCGCUUCGAAGGUGCGGGCGCGACGUGGCGGGAAAGAGCGGGCAGUUUGGGGAGCCCGAGGAAAAAAACAACAAACCGCUGCUGUGGGGCCAUGUCCGCGAGCGGCCGGCGCCGUCGGGGCGCCCUUGACAGUGGCUUCACAAUGGAUGAGACAGUUGCUGAGUAUAUCAGAAGGACAGUGCUGAAAAUCCCACGCCAUGAAAUCAUGGAAAUGCUUACGAUGUGGGACUUCCUCUCCAAGACGCAGCUGCAAACCAUAAACGUGCAUCAGAUAAAGGAAAGAAUUUCCCAAGAAGUGGUGCAGCUUUGUGAGGAAAACUCUGCAAGUAUCAAGCAAGCAGCCAUCCUAGACAUGAUUUACAACCACGCCUAUCGGAACAAGAAGAUUUGGACUGUUUACCAAAUGACCAAAGCAGCGGAAGAAGAAGAAGGAAGUGAUGCUUUUAACUUGGCAGAUUUCAAAUACAAAUUUAAGAGAAGUCUUCGGUCAGCUCUGAAAAAUGUGACGAUCAACUUCAGAGACUAUGAGGAUAAUGCAAUAUGGAUUCGAAUUGCUUGGGGAACACAGUAUACAAAACCAAACCAGUACAAAGCUACUUAUGUUGUGUAUCACUCACAAACUCCCUAUGUCUUCAUUUCCAGUCUUAGGAUCCGCAUACCUCUGCUUUGUCAGGCACUGGUUCAUGCUUCCAAUUAUCAUGACAUCCAUGAAAUGGAGCUCCGAAGCCGUUGUUUAGACUCCCUUAAAGAUAUUGUGUUCAAGAGGUAUAGCCAGGUGAGCCACUUUUCAAGUUUUUAUUCUAAGACUUUCCAAACAUAUCACCCAAGACCUCUACAAGAAAGAAAUGUUGCUCCAGAAAAGGUGGAUCCGAGGAUAAUUCAAGAAAAUAAAAGGGAAAAAGAGAGAAUCCAGAGUGUGAAUCAGGAGGUCUUUGGUGAGGGUCUCCAACCAAAAAUAGAAUUUGCACAAUAUAAGCUUGAAACAAUGUUUAAAGGUGAACCUGAAAUGGACAUCCUGACUGAAAAAGAACCAUUCAGAUGUGUAGUCAAAUUUUCCAGUCCCCAUCUUUUAGAAGCAUUGAAAUCCUUAGCACCAGCAGGUAUGGCUGAUGCACCUCUUUCACCAUUACUUACAUGCAUACCACAAAAAGCCAGGAACUAUUUUAAAAUUAAAGAGCGAAAAGGCAUACUUUCAGCAAGCUGUGUAGGCACCUGACUUUUUUUUCAUUCACUGAGAAUUGUGUAUAUAAUGUAUUUAAUUACUGUAUUUAAUCAAAAGAGAAAUUUCAGAACCAUUUUUAAAACUAAUUUAUUCUUUUGGUAAUCCCUUGUAUCAUUUUAAAUGAUAGUUUACAUUUAAGGUAAUACUUUUUCCCUACUGUUCAUUUUUAACAAAUGGGUUAGCCAAUGAGAUUGACUAAAUGGCCUGUUGUCUAGCAGAUAGCUGAAUUUACUGUUUCAGCUAAUUAAAUUAGUUCAUUGAAGUUCUUUUGUGAAUCAUAACGUACUUGGUGGAUACACGCAAUAAAUGAGAAAACUGAUCUAAUCAGAAUGCAGUAAGUCAAGUAAUGUAGCAGAUUAGCGUUCUUUCAGUGUACUAGCACCACUUAACAAAAUGGUUAUGCCCACAGUCUGUCAUCUAGCAUCAAAGACAUUAAUUCUGAGUGAGAAUGUCAGGACACCAAUAUACACUACUUGGAAAAACUAACAUUCUAGCCUGGCCUUGAUCUUUUCAACAGAAGACUUGCUUCCUGUGACAAUAGUCUAUUGUCAUGACUUCAUUUAUAAUGAGAUGUAUUUUUUUUAAUAAUUUUUUUAAUGAGGUUAUGAGCUUAUGAUGACUAGCAAAAGCUGGUAUCAAACCAGUUGGUGCAUAUUUUUCAUAUCCUUAAAAUGGUGUUAGAUACUUAACAAACAGAUGUGAUCGUUAAUGUACAAUAGGUUUUUAAUAAUUUAUUUUAUCAAAUGACUGAGUAACUAGGUAUCUAAACUAUUAAAGAUAGUUACUUAAGUUUCCCCAUAAGUAAAAGACACUGAAACUUUCUGUUGAAGCAAAUUUACUUUUUAAGAGAAAAUUAUAAAACAGUAACACUCUGGAGAUUAAGGGCCUACAAAGUGCAUCUUUAGGGCUGAACACAUCCCUGCUUACUCCAAUAUCUUUAAUAUAGUUGGUAAGGGGGGAAAAAAAUCUGGUGACUACUAAAUAUGAGUUGCUGUUCAUGAUGUGUGAAAUAAGUUAGACAUGAGAUAUGCAAAACCCAAGCUAUAUACAGUUAGACAAAUCUCUGGGCACUUAUCUGACAACAAAUACUAACUGUAAUAAACUAUAUAAAUGGCUGAGGUAAUCCACUAAAUUGUCUCAUUUGGGCCCCAGUUUAGCAAUAUAUCAAAGUGCAUGCCAACUUUGAACAUGUCAGUAGUUCCAUUGACUUCAGUAGAACUAUUCAUGUGCAUACAGUUAGGCAUGUGUUUUGUACCUCACUGAAUGGUGGUCUUAUCUUGAAAGGACUAUCUGCUGCUAAUGAAGUCCAAUAGAAAAGUUUCCAUCUGACCUUUAAUGGAUGUAAGAUCAGACCCAAUGUUUGUAAUCACUAAGAGCAACAGCCAGUAAAGAACUUGUCUGUUUUUAAUUAUAUUUGUGUCUAUUUCUGUGUCUAAAUCUCCUAUCUUGAGAUUUCAUCAUAGGUCUUAUCGUAAAACAUAAUGCAGCUGGUAUAACUUUUACUUUGGGGAAGUAGUGUUUUCUGAAUGCAUAUCUUUCUGGGGUCUGAUCCUGCCACACUCCUUGCACACUAAAACUUCUGACUUUGUAUUCAUAAAGAUUGCAGAACCAAGCAAAUGUAGUGUUCAAGCAGAAAUAGGGGUUUGCAGUAAAGUUCUUAGUGUUCAUAAUUAAAUAGACAUUUUGAAUUUAACCCAUUUAAUAUUUUAAGAUACAGAUGUAAUUUACUUGGUUUGAAGAUCACUUGUAUUGUACAAAAUGUCUUAGAUUCUGUAUUGGUUAGCAAUUUAUUGUUGAUGUAUUUUGUGUAUUCAAAUUUUUUAUUCGCUUAGAUAAUGUCCAUAUGCAGAGAGAAUUUUUCAGAAAGAUUGUGGUAUAGUAUACAAAACUAUUUUAAGUUUUUUUUUUUUUUGUGUGAUUUUGUUUUUGUUACGUUUGAAGGGACCAAUAAAAAUUUAAAGUAGAACUUG